GGCUGGGGGAGGGGGGGUGUCGGCGCACCGCACAGUGCUGAGCUCGGAGAGCCUGGCACUCGGAGCUGCCGCCUCCCCCUCCCCCUGCUAAGACUGCUAGAACCCCUUUCUUUUCUAUGCUCCGGAGGUGGGGGCGAGGAGGGCUGAGCUGACCUAGGCGGGCGGGGCGGAGCCCGGAGCCCCACCGAGCGCUGCGGAGCGAACCCUCACCUCCCUUCUUGGGCGCAAGUGUGAGUGACUGCCGCAUGUUGUGUUGAUGCCAGUCUGCCAUGCUAGCCUGUCUACCAGGGCCAGGUGACCUGUCCUUUCAGCUUCUUUCUCACACGCAGAUGAACACUGGACUUCAGAAAUGGGACACUACACAGAAAAUGAGAACUGCUCACUAUCCUACCCCAGCCGAAUUGGAUGCAUAUGCUAAGAAGGUUGCAAACAACCCACUGACUAUAAAAAUCUUCCCCAACAGUGUGAAGGUUCCCCAGCGGAAACACGUUCGUCGUACUGUGAACGGCCUCGACACAUCAGCCCAGCGCUACAGCCCCUACCCGACUCAGGCUGCCACCAAGGCAGGCCUGCUUGCUAUUGUCAAAGUGCCAGCCAAAAGCAUACUCAAGGACUUUGACGGCACCCGAGCCCGGUUGCUCCCUGAGGCCAUCAUGAACCCCCCAGUGGCACCCUAUGCUACCGUGGCACCCAGCACUUUAGCCCACCCCCAGGCCCAGGCUCUGGCCCGCCAGCAGGCCCUGCAGCAUGCACAGACCCUGGCCCAUGCUCCUCCCCAGACGCUGCAGCACCCUCAGGGUAUCCCGCCACCCCAGGCGCUGCCCCAUCCUCAGAGCCUCCAGCAGCCUCAGGGCCUGGGCCAUCCUCAGCCCAUGGCCCAAACCCAGGGCUUGGUCCACCCUCAGGCUCUGGCUCACCAGGGUCUCCAGCACCCCCCUAAUCCCUUGUUGCAUGGAGGCCGGAAGAUACCAGACUCAGAUGCCCCCCCGAAUGUGACCGUGUCUACCUCAACUAUCCCUCUUUCAAUGGCAGCCACCCUGCAGCACAGCCAGCCCCCGGACCUGAGCAGCAUCGUGCACCAGAUCAACCAGUUUUGCCAGACGAGGGCGGGCAUCAGCACUACCUCAGUGUGUGAGGGCCAGAUCGCCAACCCCAGCCCCAUUAGCCGCAGUCUGCUCAUCAAUGCAAGCACCCGUGUGUCGACCCACAGCGUCCCCACACCAAUGCCUUCAUGUGUGGUCAAUCCCAUGGAGCACACUCAUGCGGCUACGGCCACGUUGCCUGCCGCAGGCCUUGUCAACCUGCCCACGGGCAUCUCUCGAGCCCCCACUGGCUACCCUAGCGACCUCAAGUCAGUCGCCUGGAACCAGCAUCAGCUGGCCCACCUACAACAGAUGUGCAGCGAGGCUGGUGGGACACCGGCAGCCCCUGGCCUGACCGGCAAGCAUGCAGCAGGACGUGAGUUGGCAGGGCCUGGCUUUGUGGGCAAGGCCCCUGCCUACUCGCAGGAACUCUGCCUGGCACAGUCCUUCCAUCUGAAGCCACCCCUGGAGAAGCCAACCCCAUCCCCACCAGUCAAUGGCCUGGCAGCCCCACUGGCCUACCCCAAUGGUCACUACUUCCAACCCCUGUGGAACAACAUUCUGCCCACUCCCAAUAGCGACAGCUCAGGGUCUCAGGACCUCGCCAUGCCGUUCCAUGGUGGGCAGCCCACAGGUGCACCUCUCGACUGUGCUGCGGCUGCUGGGGCCCACUACCGAGCAGGGACCGGGGGCGGUCCAGUGGCAAGCCAGAACACCUUGAUGCAAACAGUGGAUUACCUAAGUGGGGAUUUCCAGCAGGCCUGCUUCCGAGAACAGAGCCUGGCCAUGCUGAGCAAGGCCCACCGUGCCCCUGGCAGCCGUGCCCCUGAUCCCACAGAUAGUCGAAGUCUUCAUAUUCAGCACCCAGGGUAUAGAUAGGUAGCCCCAGUGCCCUUCACAGGAUAUACAUCAUACAUCACCCUCCUAGGUUUAGUCUUUCUUUUGAGUAACUGGAUAGUUUUAAAAAAAAAUUUACUGCUCCAAUGUGAUCAUUCUUAGCUGUCUGAGAAAGGAAGUUUGUCAGGAUCUCAUUGAGGACAGAGAUGGGUCUUCUGUGCCCUCAUACUCCCCUCUACUAGCCCCAGCAGGCUUCCCCCCCGACUGCCUGCCUAUCAGUCAGUCCCUUCAUCAUACUCAUCUCCCAGCAGCCUCCUCCUGUCUUUUCCUGUGCCUCUACCUAUUUCCCUUAAGACUGACAUAUGGACUGAGGAAAGGGCCCUAAGGUGAGGUAGAUGUAGGUACCUAGCCCCUUAAGAUAGGCCUCUCCCCGUCUCUUUCUGUAGGACUGAGAAGCCAGACAUUUCCAGUCCUCUGGAAGUUAAUUCCUUAUUCAUCCAAAGAUCUCAGAUCAACACCAACCUGUCUUCAGCUCCUCUCUGCGCCUCUCCAUUCCUUAAGGUUUUGUUUUGCAUCUUUACUGAUCCUGUGCCUCUGCACUUGUCCUUGAUCCCUCCACCUCAAGGGCAUUCUGCAGACACUUGGCCAUAGCCGUGAGACAUGGAAAAAUCAUGUCUUUGUAUUACCAUCUUGAUUUCCCCUUUCCAGCCCUAGAUAAAU
Orycteropus afer afer is the source of this 2639-nucleotide messenger RNA. The record is from RefSeq and is a predicted model, not a curated record. Lineage: Eukaryota; Metazoa; Chordata; Mammalia; Tubulidentata; Orycteropodidae.